Messenger RNA from Canis lupus familiaris (dog), 1569 nucleotides. It is a transcript of the gene GALNS, whose product is annotated as galactosamine (N-acetyl)-6-sulfatase. Gene Ontology annotation, molecular function: arylsulfatase activity; N-acetylgalactosamine-6-sulfatase activity. NCBI's taxonomy places the organism in Eukaryota, Metazoa, Chordata, Mammalia, Carnivora, Canidae. The record is from RefSeq and is marked provisional.
AUGGCGCCGGUUGCCGCGGCGACCAGAUGGCGGCUGCUGCUGGUGCUGAGCGCCGCGGGGCUCGGGGCUGCGGGCGCCCCCCAGCCUCCCAACAUCCUGCUCCUGCUUAUGGACGACAUGGGGUGGGGCGAUCUGGGGAUAUAUGGAGAACCUUCUAGAGAGACCCCGAAUUUGGACCGGAUGGCUGCAGAAGGGAUGCUUUUUCCAAGCUUCUACUCAGCCAACCCCCUGUGCUCGCCAUCACGGGCAGCUCUGCUCACUGGACGCCUACCCAUCCGCAAUGGCUUCUACACCACCAACAGGCACGCCAGAAAUGCCUACACACCGCAGGAGAUCGUGGGUGGCAUCCCAGACCAGGAGCACGUGCUGCCUGAGCUGCUGAAGGAGGCCGGCUAUGUCAGCAAGAUUGUGGGCAAAUGGCAUCUGGGCCACAGGCCUCAGUUCCACCCCCUGAAGCAUGGAUUCGAUGAAUGGUUUGGAUCCCCCAACUGUCACUUUGGACCUUAUGACAACAGGGCCAGGCCCAACAUCCCUGUGUACAGGGACUGGGAGAUGGUCGGCAGAUAUUAUGAGGAAUUUCCAAUUAACCUGAAGACUGGGGAGGCCAACCUCACCCAGGUGUACUUGCAGGAAGCCCUGGACUUCAUUAAGAGGCAACAAGCAGCUCAGCGCCCCUUCUUUCUCUACUGGGCCAUCGAUGCCACUCAUGCACCUGUUUACGCUUCCAGACCCUUCUUGGGCACCAGCCAACGAGGGCGGUAUGGGGAUGCCGUCCGGGAGAUUGACAACAGCGUUGGGAAAAUCCUGAGCCUCCUCCAGGACCUGAGGAUCUCUGAGAACACAUUUGUUUUCUUCACAUCGGACAAUGGCGCGGCCCUCAUUUCUGCUCCUAACCAAGGUGGUAGCAACGGCCCCUUUCUGUGCGGGAAGCAGACCACGUUUGAAGGUGGGAUGAGGGAGCCUGCGAUUGCAUGGUGGCCCGGGCGAAUCCCUGCAGGCCGGGUGAGCCACCAGCUGGGCAGCAUCAUGGACCUCUUCACCACCAGCCUGUCCCUGGCAGGCCUGGCACCGCCCAGCGACAGGGUGAUUGACGGCCUGGACCUGCUACCUGCCAUGCUGGGGGGCCAGCUGACAGACAGGCCGAUAUUCUAUUACCGUGGAGACACACUGAUGGCAGUCACCCUUGGCCAGUACAAGGCCCACUUCUGGACCUGGACCAAUUCCUGGGAGGAGUUCAGACAGGGCAUUGAUUUCUGCCCUGGGCAGAACGUCUCAGGAGUCACCACCCACACGCAGGAGGAGCACACGAAGCUGCCCCUAAUCUUCCACCUGGGACGAGACCCUGGGGAGAGGUUCCCCCUCAGUUUUGCCAGCACUGAGUACCUGGAUGUCCUUCAAAGGGUCACCCCCGUUGUCCAGCAGCACCAGAAGACCCUGGUCCCUGGACAGCCCCAACUCAAUGUGUGUGACCGGGCAGUCAUGAACUGGGCGCCCCCAGGCUGUGAAAAGUUAGGGAAGUGCCUGACGCCCCCAGAGUCCACCCCCAAGAAGUGCUCCUGGCCCCACUAG